Molecule: messenger RNA, 6226 nt
Organism: Cololabis saira (Pacific saury)
Lineage: Eukaryota; Metazoa; Chordata; Actinopteri; Beloniformes; Belonidae
Gene: upf1
Product: UPF1 RNA helicase and ATPase
Exons: 24
Coding region: 183-3485 (1100 amino acids)
Biological process (GO): nuclear-transcribed mRNA catabolic process, nonsense-mediated decay
Cellular component (GO): cytoplasm
Molecular function (GO): hydrolase activity; RNA helicase activity; DNA binding
Source: RefSeq, a predicted model, not a curated record
UCACCGACUGUUGGACUGUUGCUCCUCGACGCUUCCGACGACUCGGUUCUUGUUAUUUCGGGUCGGAGCGCCGCCGCGGAGCUCUGCAAAGACACACACCGACCACCAAUCAACCAACGAGGACCUUAAGUCCCCGUGUAGCCCCUAGCAGCGCGUGUAGACGCCAGCAGGCUCGGGUCGAGAUGAGCGUGGAGGCGUACGGGCCGAGCUCCCAGACCCUCACCUUCCUGGACACGGAGGAGACGGAGCUGCUCGGAGCGGACACGCAGGGAUCCGAGUACGACUUUACCGACUUCACGCUGCCCAGCCAGACCCAGACCCAGGGCCACAGCCAGAGCCAGCUGGACGGACAGGUAAAUGGUCCAGAUGAGGUCCUGCACAACGGGGGAGUCGACGAGUCCGUCGUCAAAACCAGUCAGUUGUUGGGCGAGCUGAACUUUGAGGAGGAUGAGGAAGACGCGUACUACACCAAAGACCUACCUGUGCACGCUUGCAGCUACUGUGGUAUCCAUGACCCAGCAUGUGUGGUAUACUGCAACACCAGCAAGAAGUGGUUCUGUAAUGGACGUGGCAACACAUCUGGCAGCCACAUUGUGAACCACAUGGUGAGGGCCAAAUGCAAAGAAGUAACAUUGCAUAAAGAUGGACCCCUGGGAGAGACAGUGCUGGAGUGUUACAACUGCGGCUGCCGCAACGUCUUCCUUUUGGGCUUCAUCCCAGCCAAAGCUGAUUCUGUGGUUGUGCUUCUUUGCAGGCAGCCAUGUGCCAGCCAGAGCAGCCUGAAGGAUAUCAACUGGGACAGCUCACAGUGGCAACCCCUGAUCCAGGACCGCUGUUUUCUGUCCUGGCUGGUGAAGAUUCCAUCAGAGCAGGAGCAACUUCGAGCUCGUCAAAUCACUGCUCAGCAAAUCAAUAAGCUGGAGGAACUCUGGAAGGACAAUCCCACCGCUACCUUGGAGGACCUGGAGAAACCCGGUGUGGACGAGGAGCCUCAGCAAGUGCUGCUGCGCUAUGAGGAUGCUUACCAGUACCAAAACAUCUUUGGCCCUCUGGUGAAACUGGAGGCUGAUUAUGACAAGAAACUUAAGGAGUCACAGACCCAAGACAAUAUAACAGUCAGGUGGGAUCUAGGACUGAACAAAAAGCGGAUUGCCUAUUUUACACUCCCCAAAACGGAUUCAGAUAUGAGGCUGAUGCAAGGUGAUGAAAUCUGCUUGCGUUACAAGGGAGACUUGGCACCGCUGUGGAAGGGCAUUGGCCAUGUCAUCAAAGUCCCGGACAAUUAUGGUGAUGAAAUUGCCAUUGAGUUGCGAAGUGGGGUUGGAGCACCCGUGGAAAUCCCACACAACUUCCAGGUGGACUUUGUAUGGAAAUCCACUUCUUUUGACAGGAUGCAAAGUGCCCUCAAAACCUUUGCUGUUGAUGAGACCUCUGUGUCUGGCUACAUCUACCACAAACUUCUGGGCCAUGAGGUUGAGGAUGUCACCAUCAAGUGCCAGCUACCAAAGCGCUUCACUGCCCAGGGUCUGCCUGACCUCAAUCACUCACAGGUGUAUGCUGUGAAGACAGUGCUCCAGAGGCCUCUCAGUCUAAUCCAGGGUCCUCCUGGCACUGGGAAGACUGUUACAUCUGCCACAAUUGUAUAUCACCUUUCCCGGCAGGGCAAUGGACCAGUUCUGGUCUGUGCCCCCAGUAACAUCGCUGUGGACCAGUUGACUGAGAAGAUCGACAAGACUGGACUGAAGGUUGUCCGGCUGUGUGCUAAAAGCCGGGAGGCCAUCGAGUCCCCAGUAUCUUUUCUGGCACUCCACAACCAGAUCAGCAACAUGGACAGUAUGCCAGAGCUUCAGAAACUGCAGCAGCUAAAGGAUGAGACUGGAGAGCUUUCGUCUGCUGAUGAAAAACGCUACAGAACUUUGAAGCGCACAGCUGAGAGGGAACUGCUGAUGAACGCUGAUGUGAUUUGCUGCACCUGUGUUGGGGCUGGGGAUCCCCGUCUGGCCAAGAUGCAGUUCCGCUCCAUCCUGAUUGAUGAGAGCACUCAGGCCACUGAGCCGGAGUGUAUGGUCCCCGUGGUGCUGGGAGCCAAACAGCUCAUCCUUGUGGGUGACCACUGCCAGCUGGGUCCCGUGGUGAUGUGUAAGAAGGCAGCCAAAGCAGGUCUGUCUCAGUCCCUAUUUGAACGUUUGGUGGUUCUGGGAAUCCGACCAAUCCGCCUGCAGGUCCAGUACCGCAUGCAUCCGGCUCUCAGUGCCUUCCCCUCCAACAUCUUCUAUGAGGGCUCCCUACAAAAUGGUGUCACUGCAGCUGAUCGCAUCAAGAAAGGCUUUGACUUUCAAUGGCCUCAGCCAGAUAAGCCCAUGUUCUUCUAUGUGACUCAAGGUCAGGAGGAAAUUGCCAGCUCUGGAACUUCGUACCUUAACAGGACUGAGGCAGCCAACGUUGAGAAAAUCACCACCAGGUUGCUGAAAGCAGGAGCCAAACCUGAUCAGAUUGGAAUCAUCACCCCGUACGAGGGUCAGCGCUCGUACCUUGUCCAGUACAUGCAGUUCAGUGGCUCCUUGCACACAAAACUCUACCAGCAAGUGGAAAUUGCCAGUGUGGACGCCUUCCAGGGAAGAGAGAAAGACUUCAUCAUCCUGUCUUGUGUCCGUGCGAACGAGCACCAGGGCAUCGGCUUCCUGAAUGACCCUCGCCGUCUCAACGUGGCGCUGACCAGAGCCAAGUACGGUGUGAUAAUUGUUGGGAACCCAAAGGCCCUCUCCAAGCAGCCGCUGUGGAACAACCUGCUGAACAACUACAAGGAGCAGAAAGUUCUUGUUGAAGGACCCCUGAACAAUCUUAGGGAGAGCCUCAUGCAGUUCAGUAAACCCCGCAAACUGGUCAACACCAUCAACCCUGGGGGACGCUUUAUGAGCACUGCCAUGUACGAUGCACGCGAGGCCCUCAUUCCUGGUUCUGCCUACGACCGCAGCAAUGCUGCUGGUCGUCCAUCGAAUAUGUAUUUUCAAACCCACGACCAGAUUGGGAUGAUUGGGGCAGGCCCUGGUCACAUGGCCGCUAUGAAUAUCCCAAUACCGUUCAACCUAGUGAUGCCCCCGAUGCCUCCACCCAGCUACUUGGGCCAGACCAACGGCCCUGCUGCAGGUCGUGGUGCCAUGAAAGGUAAACCUGGCCGUAGCGGGCGACAGAGGGUCCGUGGCUCUGGACACCAGGCCAGUCAAGGUAACGGACCCCACAGCCAGGUCAGCAUGGACGGGGCCUCCCAGUCCUUCUCUCAGGGGCCACUGACUCAAGGUUACAUCUCCAUGAGCCAGCCCUCUCAGAUGAGCCAGCCCGGCCUCUCCCAGCCCGAGUUGUCUCAGGACAGCUACCUGGGUGACGAGUUCAAGUCCCAAAUCGAUGUGGCUUUGUCCCAGGACUCGACUUACCAGGGUGAACGUGCGUACCAGCAUGGCGGGGUGACCGGACUGUCACAGUACUAAAGUGUUACCUGAGGAAGGGAGCUAGGCUUAAGCUGAGCUUAGUUCAUCAGCUUUUUAAUCUGGGAAAUAAUAAAAACAUAAAAUGGAUACCUGUUUUCCUCUGCUACAUCCGAAGCACCACCAAGUGAAAGCGACGGGAUAGCAAAACCAAACGAAUGACCAGAGAGAGAAAUAAGAGGCUAGAAGAAGAAGAGAGCACUAACAGAUGCGCAGGGAGAUGGAGAGGCCGCGUGAAAAAGCGAUAGGCAGGAACCGCUGCCCGUGCAUAACGAAGGAGGGAAGUCGAGAAGAUGGCAGCGUCUGGUCGGGCUGCUGAGGGAAACAGAGGAGAGAUCAACAGUCUCUCCAAGAGAAUCCAAGAGGUUCAGCCCCCCAACAAAAUAAUCCACCCACCACCGUAGCGCCAGUCAAGUCUCGCACUUGACUUCAGAUGAGGAUCAAAGCUUUUCAGAUGAAUUUGAGGAAUUCAUUCUCCAAACCUGGACAGGAAUGGUUGCAGAAAGCUUUCAAACAAGCGGCACAAAAAAAGUCCCCAUGCUGGAUAUUGGUUGUGUACCAACCUGCGAUAUGUCCCAGACUAUUUUGAAUUAGGUUUACCAUGGGAGGAUAAUCUUCUACUGGGCCCAAAAACCUCGGCAGCCUCUGAAGGAAGAAGCAGUCGACACACCCUCUCAGAGAAGAAAUGAUUAAAAACUGGUUUCUGUGCUUGAGUCUGAUUGGAAUACCUUUCAUUUGCCUUGAGAACCACUGGCUCAUUCACAAGGUCUCUAAUGGGGUGGUUUCGACCACGUGUCACCGGUGGAAAGGCAUGUGGAUUUCAGACUUUAUUCUUUUUUUUUUUGGUUCUGUUUUUUCUUUUAAAGCAUGAGACGCGAGUUCCACCAAUAUCGCAGUCCUCAUGGGACAGUUUUUCCUUCUCUGAAGUUUUUUUUUCUUAUCACAGAGCACAAAAUCGCAAAAAAAAAAGUUGGAAACUAUCAAACAUGACCAGCAUUGAAUAUUCAGCCCAGUGUCAUUUGAUGUUUCAGUCAAGGGUUUUUCUUCUAGCUUUGAAAAGCAGGGAUAACUGAUGGCUUGCUGAGCUUGAUGACCACCUUUUCUUUCUUUUGUUUUUUUGUUGUUUUAUUUUUUUAGACCGAAUGCUUAAGAUUGGCAAAUGCUUGGAUACUUUGCGCUGAGUGAUUACUCAGGCAGUGUUGGACUGUCCACACCCAUCAAACGAGUCCUUGCUUGAGGCGAACAAAAGUAAACAAGGGGGAUUAAAGGAUGGUGGUAGAUGAGGCUCACAGGCAGUCGUGCCAAUCAAUCCACCUCGAAGUAGAAAAGGAAGGUGGCUGAUUGAGAGGGGAGCAAGCUCUAUGAAAUGUGAGGAGAAAAUAUUUAGAGGGAAACGUGUGGCUUUUGGACUUAGUCCAAACAGAACACCACAGUUGUUUGUAAAGGCCAAGCCCAAGAGAGAAAAUUCACAUCAACCAAGACAGCCAGGUAGGUGGAAAUAUUGCUAAAAUAUUAAUAGUAAAAGUAAAAAUAAAUUGAUAUAUUGGGUUGUAAAUUAACCCUAUAAUUGGAAGGAAAAAGAAAAUCUGCAAAAUCUGAAAGACCUUUGGUACCAUGUGGAUUAAAAUGCAGUGUACAAGCCAUCAUUGGUGAUCAGAUGAUGGUGAGGAGAUGACACCAGAAUCAGUGCCUAUAACCAGUAAACCUUCAGAUAAACAGCUGCAGCACAAGCAUGAAUGUAGUUUAAAACCAGACUACCAGCAUAUUCAGACCUUCCAAACAGCAGAGGGCUCAAGAAACCCACAGGAAAGGACUUUAAUUUUUUUUAAUUUAUUUAAAUAAAUUAUGUCAGGUAAGGACGAGGGCAGUGAAUUUAACAGCUGGGUUGGGCUGAUGGCAAAAAGCCACCUUCCUUCUCUGUGGAGUUAAAACAGGCUGGUAGAAUUUCCUUUUUAUUUUUUCUUCUCCAAAGCUUCAGUGGAUGUUUGAUUUUGUGCAAAGCUGUUUUGCCUGCAUUGUGUUGUUAUUAGACUUCCUCCUGAGAUUAAUGAUGAUAAACCUUCCUGGAGAGCUGUGAAACACAACCCCAAGUUUAUCUAGACUUUGCUUUAGUUAUAAUUACUGCUGUGUGCAUCACUGUUACGAUCAUUUGACCAUUUUGUGUAGUUUUACUAAAACCUGUCUUUUGUAACAACUUGCUGACUGUAGGAAUGAGGCGUAAGCCGUUUCCUUUCUUCAGAGACUUUUGUACCUUCCUCAAACUCUCCAAGGGAUUGUAGUUUUGUAACUCUUCGAGGAGAGACACUUUCUGCACACGGUAAGAAUGUAGUCCUCGGUUGUUUCUCACCUGCUUCUCAUUUCCUACACAUGACAAUCAUGCUCCAUAUUGUCACCAUUUUUAAUUGACUUAGAAAUAGUUUUGUUGAUAUUGUGGUAAUCUCAUCUGUGCUAUGUUAUUUUAACGCAUCAACCCGCUCAACUUAACUAUGUUAUAGCUUUAAAGAAAAAAAACUGCUUUCCUGAUAUUGCUUUGAGGUUUUUCCUUCAUCUGAGCCACAAUCAAUUGCAACGUAGUAGCGAUUCAGUUAUUGAUUUGUUGUCAAAAUGUUUGCAUCCAAACUGAGGGACUAGAAACGUCAGUGUGAUGUUAAUGCAUAUUUGAACCGAUGAGUCUUCUUUGCAGUGAUGUUUCACCAAACGAUGGUUCCCUUGUUCAACUGAAUCAAUAAAGAUUUUCAAUUUCA